GAGCCUGUAGCGCGCUCCCGUCGUCCAGCGCGGCGUGCCUAGGUCCUGGUGCCUCCAUUGCCCACAGACACAAGGCUCAGACCACCGGUGUUCAGGUCUAGCGACCACUACUCCACCCAUCAUCCUCGCACAAGCUCCACCCUCUCGUAGGCCCCUCCCCUUGAUCCAAAGCCGCCAUCUCAACUCGAUGCUUACUGCUAAGAAGUCCGAGUCCGGCGGGGGUGGUGAGAACGGCGCCGAGUCUCAGCCCCCCGCAUCCUCCUCUUCAUCCUCCUCCUCCUCAUCGUCUUCUUCUAUUAUCAUGGCCUCGCCAGAUACCGGGGUGCCCCUGGAGAGGACCCCGAGGAAGAAGGAGCGGGCCUCUCCGGGGGCAGAACAUCAUGGAGGUUCCUCAGUAGUAGGGAUCAUGGCCGGAGCAGAUGGGGGGCAGUCCGAGACCCCCGAGGGACGGCGCACGAGUCGUAGAAAGAGGGCAAAGGUAGAAUACAGGGAGAUGGAUGAAAGCCUUGCCAACCUUUCUGAAGAUGAAUAUUAUUCAGAAGAAGAGAGAAAUGCAAAAGCAGAAAGAGAGAAGAAAGUGCCACCACCCCCGCCACAAGCUCCUCCAGAGGAAGAAAUUGAUAGCGAGCCAGAAGAGCCCUCAGGUGUAGAGGGUGCAGCCUUCCAGAGCAGACUUCCACAUGACAGAAUGACUUCCCAAGAGGCAGCGUGCUUCCCUGAUAUUAUUAGUGGCCCACAACCAACUCAGAAAGUCUUCCUAUAUAUCCGGAAUCGUACACUGCAGUUGUGGUUAGACAACCCAAAAGUCCAGCUGACAUUUGAGGCGACACUUCAGCAGCUAGAAGCACCUUAUAAUAGUGACUCUGUGCUGGUUCACAGAAUACACUGCUAUCUGGAAAGACAUGGGUUAAUUAACUUUGGGAUCUACAAGAGACUGAAGCCUUUACCAACCAAGAAAACAGGAAAGGUGAUCAUUAUUGGCUCAGGAGUGUCUGGUUUGGCUGCAGCUCGCCAGUUGCAAAGUUUUGGGAUGGAUGUUACUCUCUUAGAAGCAAGGGACCGUGUUGGAGGAAGGGUCGCUACCUUCCGUAAAGGAAAUUAUGUUGCAGACUUGGGUGCAAUGGUAGUCACUGGACUUGGUGGCAAUCCAAUGGCUGUCAUCAGCAAACAAGUCAAUAUGGAACUGGCAAAAAUUAAGCAAAAAUGCCCUCUCUAUGAAGCUAAUGGACAAGCGGUACUUGUACAGAAAGUGCCAAAAGAAAAGGAUGAAAUGGUAGAACAAGAAUUUAACCGUUUAUUGGAAGCCACCUCCUACCUCAGCCAUCAGCUAGAUUUUAAUGUUCUUAACAAUAAACCUGUCUCACUAGGACAAGCUUUGGAAGUUGUUAUACAACUUCAAGAGAAACAUGUUAAAGAUGAACAAAUUGAGCAUUGGAAAAAAAUAGUGAAAACACAGGAAGAAUUAAAAGAACUAUUGAAUAAGAUGGUUAAUUUAAAAGAGAAGAUAAAAGAGCUCCACCAGCAAUAUAAAGAGGCUUCUGAUGUAAAGCCUCCGCGAGAUAUCACCGCUGAGUUCUUGGUGAAAAGCAAGCACAGAGAUCUGACCGCACUUUGCAAGGAGUACGAUCAGCUGGCAGAGGCCCAGGGGAAGCUUGAAGAGAAAUUACAAGAACUAGAAGCCAAUCCUCCUAGUGAUGUGUAUUUAUCCUCGCGGGACAGACAGAUACUUGACUGGCAUUUUGCUAAUUUAGAAUUUGCUAAUGCGACCCCGCUUUCUACACUUUCCCUGAAGCACUGGGAUCAGGAUGAUGACUUUGAGUUCACUGGCAGCCAUUUAACGGUACGGAAUGGUUAUUCCUGUGUUCCUGUGGCAUUAGCAGAAGGUCUCGAUAUCAAACUGAACACUGCUGUCCGACAAGUACGCUACACCGCUUCUGGAUGUGAAGUCAUAGCAGUGAACACGCGCUCCACUAGUCAAACGUUCAUUUACAAGUGCGAUGCUGUGCUUUGUACUCUGCCCCUGGGUGUAUUAAAACAGCAGCCGCCAGCUGUACAGUUCGUCCCUCCACUUCCAGAAUGGAAAACUUCGGCUGUUCAAAGAAUGGGUUUUGGAAAUCUCAAUAAGGUGGUGCUAUGUUUUGACAGAGUUUUUUGGGACCCCACAGUUAAUUUAUUUGGGCACGUUGGCAGCACCACUGCGAGCAGAGGGGAGCUGUUUCUUUUCUGGAAUCUGUAUAAAGCACCAAUCUUGCUGGCUUUGGUGGCAGGAGAAGCCGCAGGAAUAAUGGAAAACAUCAGCGAUGAUGUUAUAGUUGGACGUUGUUUGGCUAUUCUGAAAGGGAUAUUUGGAAGCAGUGCAGUACCUCAGCCAAAAGAGACAGUUGUAAGCAGGUGGCGUGCUGACCCAUGGGCUCGGGGAUCCUACUCUUAUGUAGCAGCUGGCUCAUCUGGCAACGACUAUGAUUUAAUGGCUCAACCCAUCACCCCAGGCCCGGCCAUUCCUGGAGCACCACAACCCAUUCCACGCUUGUUCUUUGCUGGGGAGCAUACCAUUCGGAAUUACCCUGCCACUGUUCAUGGAGCUCUUCUGAGUGGUUUGCGAGAAGCUGGACGCAUUGCUGACCAGUUCCUUGGUGUCAUGUACAAUAUACCUCGCCAGGCCACCCCUGUGGUCCCUGCAGCUCCUAUGCCAUGAAAAGCACAUUGUAUGGAUAAACUUGAAGAAAAAAAAUGGAUAUACAGUUUUACAGUACUGAACUUCAUAUUUCUGGCUGAGCAUUUGCAUACCAGAGUGACUAUCAUAGUAUUCCAUGGAUUUGUUUCUUCCACCUUUUUUCUAGCAAGACAUUAAAUCCGGGUGUUAAGCUGUUGUUGAGUAGAUCGUAAUCGCUAUUCUCUAGCACUACUAGCUACGUUUUUUUCGUCAUGAAUUUUGCCUCAAUGUGUUUAAAUAAAAAAAAUUAUAUUGGCAUUAAUUAUAUUUUUAUUUCAGUUUGUUUUUUUUUUUGUAUUAAAUCUUUGCUAUUAAAGUUAUGUCUCGUCAAGUAUUUUUUUACAUUAAACAACUUUUAAAAGUU
Hyla sarda is the source of this 3077-nucleotide messenger RNA. It is a transcript of the gene KDM1A, whose product is annotated as lysine demethylase 1A. The coding region runs from base 188 to 2695 and encodes 835 amino acids. The transcript is spliced from 19 exons. Gene Ontology annotation, cellular component: nucleus. Gene Ontology annotation, molecular function: flavin adenine dinucleotide binding; protein binding; oxidoreductase activity. Gene Ontology annotation, biological process: regulation of DNA-templated transcription. NCBI's taxonomy places the organism in Eukaryota, Metazoa, Chordata, Amphibia, Anura, Hylidae. The record is from RefSeq and is a predicted model, not a curated record.